AUGAAUUGGACUCGCACUAAUCUGACGGGCACUUUGGUUGAUAACCAACCACUGUUACUCCCUCAAGCCGGCUCAUUUCUAAGCACAACACAAUUAGUAAUCAGUACUUUAUCGCCUUUUCUUGAGCUGGCACGAAUCAUUCUAAGCAUCAUUACUUUUCUUCUCGUGCAUUUUUCUCCACUCUAUCGAACUACAUCCUUUGGUUUGCACAUCCGAUGUUUAGCUGUCUAUGAGGCCUGUCGUAUCAUCGAAAGAUUAUUCUAUUGGUUUCCUCCAUUAUCUCUGUUUAUGCCCAGAUACAAAUAUACUCGUUGCAAUCUCGCUUUUUUCCUUCAAAAUUAUUUUUCACACUUAUCCGUCGUUACUAUUGUUCUUCUCUCGAUUGAACGCUGCAUUAUUCUAUGGUCACCAUUCCGUGCGAGAUAUUUAACCACGAUGCGAAAUGCACUCAUCGAAGAAUUGAUCAAUAUGAUAGCCAUGUUUAUUGUCACACAUUUCUAUUUAGUUCCAAAUUACUUUGCAUCCAUGGAUUUCUCCCGGUGUUUCUAUUCGAAAAUCUUCCACAUUUAUCAUUUGAGUUUGGUUUUCGACUACAAAUUCUAUGCUAUCGCCGACAUUAUCCUCUUUUCUCUAUUACCGUGCUCAUUAACAACGAUCUCAAUUGUUUUAAUUAUCAUCGGCUUGAAGCGUCAUAAACGCCAUCAGAAAUACCUACGAGCAAAUGGCCAAGAACAACAGCAGCAGCAACUAGGAACAUCCAUUUAUGAAACAAGUAUCAUCCUUAUUGCUAUUGCGAUUCUACAAGUAACUACAACAUUUCCGUUACGAAUGCUUCUGUUACUAAGAUAUUUCAUUCCAAUCGACUUAGACUUCUAUACAGGUUUAUAUUACAUCUUAUCAUUCAAUGAGUUACUUGCAUCGGCCCUGACUUUUAUUGCAUUUGUGUUGCCAUUUCAAAAUAGUCGUACGGAAUGUACGAAAGUUUUCUUUGCAUUUUGUUUCUUUCAACGACAACGUUCCUCAACAACAGCAUCAACGUUACCCCGAAUUGCAGUUGUUGGCUCCGGCAAUUCAUGA
Molecule: messenger RNA, 1077 nt
Organism: Adineta ricciae
Lineage: Eukaryota; Metazoa; Rotifera; Eurotatoria; Adinetida; Adinetidae
Source: the annotation of a GenBank genome assembly